This is a messenger RNA of Coturnix japonica (Japanese quail), 2314 nucleotides long. NCBI's taxonomy places the organism in Eukaryota, Metazoa, Chordata, Aves, Galliformes, Phasianidae. The record is from RefSeq and is a predicted model, not a curated record.
GGAUGUGUUGCCUUGACAACGGCAGCCCCGUGCCGGAAGUAGCUGCGGCCUGCGCCGGAAGCGGAACCGGAAAAGAACCGGAAGCGGCCCGGCCCGGCCCGGCGGUGCCGGCGCCAUGGAGUCUCAGUGCGAAUAUUUCAUGUACUUCCCCGCCGUCCCGUUCGCCGCCCGGGAGCUGCUGACGGGCGAACCGGGCCGGUACCGGGCGCUGCCCCGGCGGAACCACCUUUAUCUGGGCGAGACCGUCCGGUUCCUGCUCGUGUUACGGUGCCGAACCGGAACCGGGGCCCAUUGGGCACAAUUGGCCGCUUCACUCGCGGCCUUGGCCAGUGUCAGCCCCGGGGCGGCGGGAAACGGGAACGAACGGAACGACGGAACCGACGGAACCGACGGAACCGACGGAACCGAGGGAGGAGAUGGAGGAGAUGGGGGGGAAACGGAACCGACGGACAACGGGAACCGGGCCGCGUUCAGGGAGUGCAGAGCGAUGCUGACACAUGGGAACGGAACCGCGGGGAGGGACACGGCCGGGGUUCCGGUGGAGGACCCCAUAGUGUGUACAGACGAGGUGAUCUUCCCUCUGACCAUCGCGCUGGACAAGCUGCCCCCCAGCACCAUCAAGGCCAAGAUCGUGGUGACGGUGUGGCAGCGCGACGUGGAGCCGGCGGAGCUGCAGGAGGGGGGGGGUCUCGGGGGGUACCUGGGGCUGCUGCAGGGCCGGGCGCCCACCCACGUGUUCCGGCAGGAGCAGGGGGCCUUCAAGGCACAGGGUAACGCUGAGACCCCCCCCCAGAGCCCAACCCCGACCACAAUGGGGCCCUUUGUCACCCCCACCCCAGGUCAGUGCUGUGUCCCCAUGGGCUCAGUGCUGUCCCUAUGGGCUCAGUGCUGUGUCCCUAUGGGGUCGGUUAUGCGUCUCUAUGGGCUCAGUGCUGUCCCUAUGGGGCCGGUUAUGGGUCUCUAUGGGCUCAGUGCUGUCCCUAUGGGCUCAGUGCUGUCCCUAUGGGUCUCUGUGUUGUCCCAUAGCCACCAUUCAGGUGAGGUCCCCGUUGGCUCCUUCUGCCGCGUCUCGGGGUCCGUCCCCCCCCCCUGGCCCUGCGCCCUCAGUGCCCUGGAGGAGCACAACUUCCUGUUCCAGCUGCAGGCGCCGGAGAGACCCCCCCAGGAUAUAAAGGAGGGCCUGGAGGUGCCGCUGGUGGCUGUGAUCCAAUGGUCCACCCCAAAGCUGCCGUUCACCAGCAGCAUCUACACCCACUAUCGGUCAGUGCGCGCAGCCCCACACGCUGCCCCCGCCCCACAGCCUUGUGGGUCACUGUGGGUCGCUAUGGGUCACUGUGGGGUUGCUGUGGGUCGCUAUGGGUCGCUGUGGGUCGCUAUGGGUCACUAUGGAUCGCUGUGGGUCGCUAUGGGUCGCUGUGGGGUCAUUAUGGGUCACUAUGGAUCACUAUGGGUCACUGUGGGGUCACUAUGGGUUGCUAUGGGUCGCUAUGGGUCGCUAUGGAUCACUAUGGGUCGCUAUGGGUCGCUGUGGAUUGCUAUGGGUCACUAUGGGUCGCUAUGGGUCACUAUGGGUCACUAUGGGUCACUGUGGAUCGCUAUGGGUCACUGUGGGGUCGCUAUGGGUCGCUGUGGGUCGCUAUGGAUCACUAUGGGUCGCUAUGGGUCCCUGUGGGGUCGCUAUGGGUCGCUGUGGGUCACUAUGGGUCACUAUGGGUCGCUGUGGGUCGCUGUGGGUCGCUGUGGGUCGCUAUGGGGUGACAUCCAUUCUGUGCCCCCAGGCAAGGCGCUGUCAGGCUCAGAGCGUGGUGCUGCGCAGGCGGCUCUGGACGCCGUCGUGUGUCAGACCCCACUGACCAACGUGGGGUCAUCAAGGAAGGGCAGCGCCAGAACCAUCAGGGUCAACUUCCAGGCACUGAGGGAGGGGCUGUUCGAGCUGUCCCAGCACAUGAAGCUGAAGCUGCAGUUCACGGCGGGGGCUGCCCCCGAAUUGAGACCCCCCCCCACCCCACAGCGACGCAGCAGCCCCGGAACCAUCCGGGACCUGGUGGAACGACACCAAGGGCUGGGCAGGUCACAGUCCUUCUCACACCAACAGCCCAGCAGGGGGCACCUCAGUAGGUCUGGCAGUGCCCUGGAGCGCCGCGCCAUCACCCCCCCCGUGGGGUCCCCUGUGGGGCGCCCCCUGUGCCCCCCCCCCGACAGGACGGCGCUGUCCCUCGACAAGAUCGCCAAGAGGGAAUGCAAGGUGCUGGUGGUGGCACAGUGACCGGGAUGGGGGGAUGUGGGGGCUAUGGGGGCUAUGGGGGAUAUGGGG